GUGCAGCCGCAGCCGCAGCCGCGGCGGGCGGAGCGCGGUGCGUGAGCGCGGCCCGGCCCCGGCUCAUUACUCAGCGGCCGAGGCCGGAGGCGGCGGGCGGCCAGAAGCGAAAUUUGGAUGAAGUGAACUAACUAAGUCGCCGUCAUGAGUAGGAGCAAGCGUGACAACAAUUUCUACAGCGUUGAAAUUGGAGACUCUACUUUCACUGUAUUGAAACGAUACCAGAAUUUGAAACCAAUAGGAUCAGGAGCACAAGGGAUAGUAUGUGCAGCUUAUGAUGCCAUCCUUGAAAGGAAUGUUGCAAUCAAGAAGUUAAGCCGACCGUUUCAGAACCAAACCCAUGCUAAGAGAGCCUACAGAGAGCUUGUUCUUAUGAAGUGCGUUAAUCACAAAAAUAUAAUCGGCCUACUGAAUGUGUUCACACCACAAAAAUCCCUGGAAGAAUUUCAAGAUGUCUACAUUGUGAUGGAGCUCAUGGAUGCAAAUCUCUGCCAAGUGAUUCAGAUGGAGCUAGACCAUGAACGAAUGUCCUAUCUUCUUUAUCAAAUGCUGUGUGGUAUCAAACAUCUUCAUUCAGCUGGAAUUAUUCAUAGGGAUUUAAAGCCCAGUAAUAUAGUAGUAAAGUCAGACUGCACUUUGAAGAUUCUUGACUUUGGACUGGCCAGAACUGCAGGAACUAGUUUUAUGAUGACGCCUUAUGUAGUGACUCGUUACUACAGAGCACCAGAGGUCAUCCUAGGGAUGGGAUACAAAGAAAACGUGGAUUUAUGGUCUGUGGGGUGCAUUAUGGGCGAAAUGGUUUGCCACAAAAUCCUCUUUCCAGGAAGGGACUAUAUUGAUCAAUGGAAUAAAGUUAUAGAGCAGCUAGGAACACCAUGCCCCGAAUUUAUGAAGAAAUUGCAGCCUACAGUCCGAACUUAUGUGGAGAACAGACCUAAAUAUGCUGGAUAUAGUUUUGAAAAACUCUUUCCAGAUGUCCUUUUCCCAGCUGACUCUGAACACAAUAAACUUAAAGCAAGUCAAGCAAGGGAUUUGUUAUCAAAAAUGCUGGUUAUAGAUGCUUCUAAAAGAAUCUCUGUGGAUGAAGCCCUGCAGCACCCAUACAUCAAUGUUUGGUAUGAUCCAUCAGAAGCAGAAGCUCCUCCACCAAAGAUACCAGAUAAGCAGUUAGAUGAGAGGGAGCACACAAUAGAAGAAUGGAAAGAGUUGAUAUACAAGGAAGUCAUGGACCUGGAGGAGAGAACCAAGAAUGGGGUUAUACGCGGCCAACCAGCCCCUUUAGCACAGGUGCAGCAAUGAUCAAUGGCUCUCAACAUCCAUCUUCAUCAUCAUCUGUCAACGAUGUGUCUUCAAUGUCAACAGAUCCAACAUUGGCCUCUGAUACAGACAGCAGUCUAGAAACCUCAGCUGGACCUCUGGGUUGCUGUAGAUGACUACUUGGUCUUUUGGGGGGUGGGAGGGGGGUCCUUUUAGUCAUUAAUAGGGCACUUUUAAAAUUUGGUGGUAUUUUUGAGUGUUUUUUCAAAAAUAAUCAUGAAAUUCAUCAUAAAGUGCUGUAAUUUCAAACUGUAAGUUGUGUUAAAAGCAGCCACUUUUUUGCUGUAAUUAACUGUAAAAUAUUAAACCUGAUAAUUUUUAUUGUGGUUUUAAAAUCUGCAUAUUUGCUUUACUAUUAUGCUGCUGAUCUUUUUUUACUGAAUUUGUAAGAUUUGUUUUAUCAAAGCACAUAUUAAUGUUGUGGUCAUUACCAUAUAAUGAAUUAUUUAAGAUUUUAUAGGUUUUCAAUUUUUUAAUUAGAAUUUAUUCCAGAUGUUUUGUUCAUGAUAUCCUUCAGAGUUUUAUGCUUGGUCAUACAUCUGUGGUCUAGGUGGAGGGGGAGAGAAUUCAGUGCAGCCAGCUGUAGUUUUGGGCAUACUACUGUGGUGCUGGCAGCGAAAAAAAUCCUCUUUUAUUUUGGCCACUUGCCUAUAAUACUUCAGCAAAAGCAACAAUUAGUAAGUUUUUUUAGAGAAAAAAAAAUCCUUUGCAAAAUAACAUUGUGUGAAUGGGUUUAUGAACAUAAGAAAGCAAAGCAUAUCUUCAAAGCUGCAGAAAUACCCAGCCUAGCAAAGUAAUGUGAUGUUUUCUGCAGAGUUGUGGCAUGCCAAAUCUUGUGAUCACCAUAAAACCCAAGGAUACUUCAUGAAUAAUACAUUGCAAUGCCAAUAAACUGUUUACUUUUAGCUUGUAGCCUGUUUUUGUACACACAAAACAAAGUGUAUCCAGGAUGUCUAGACUGACAAAAAGGAAACUGAAUAUGCUGUAGCUAUACUUACAUAUAAGACGUGAUUCUUGGGAGUUGUGGUUCUUACUGGUUUUGUCUAUUAGGGCGAGUGCUUUUCGAGUGCUUUUUGGGUCAAAGAGGGAAUGACAUGAAUGCAAUAGGGGCAAAACUUCAGCUACUCUUUCUCCACCAAAAAUACUGAUUGCUAAAAACCAUUAAGUGGUAGGAGAACCUCAGGAUUUCUGUAGCUAAUGCAUUAAUGAGCAAUAUAUGCCAUCCAAAGGAGGGAGAAGUAGUGCUGUAUAAAUUAAUAUUUAUCUCUUUCAUUUCACCAUGAGAUCAGUGUAGCAGAAAUCUUAACAAUGGUUCAUUUUAAGUCAUAAAUAUUCAGUAGUUUUCAUCACCGAAGCUCCAGGCUUCAAUACACUUUUUAAACAAAAGAUAUAUUGAGAUAUAUAGAACAUUUACUAAAUAGUCAUGUAAGAUGGUGCUGCUCAUCACAGAAGUAUUUUAACUGUUUACAUUUUAUAUUUACAGAAUGAUUUAUGUAUAACUGACUUAAGUUUGAGUUAAACAAUCAUUCAGAAUUUAUUCCUUUGGAAAAUGCAGAUUUUUAGUGAAGCUAGGUUAUAUAAUUGAUUGCCUCGUGUAGAUGCAUAUUUUGUGUAGUGAAUUAGAAUGCGAAGAGCAAUUUAAAUUAGUAAUGCUCACAAAAAUGGACAUAAAUACAGAAGUCUUGCCAGGCACUGAGCAUAAGCAAGUAAUGUAACUGGCUACAGAGGUCAUCCAGGAAUGACUGAUAGUCUUCAGUGUGGUUCCUUCUGCUUGUUGGGUUAAAUAAGUAUCUUUUUGAAGUUCUAACUGAAAGAGGAAAAUAUGUCUUUACAGCAAGUUUCAGAAAAAUAGAAGUGAUAGUAAUGCUUUUGAUAUCUAACAUGUCUUUUUAAAAAAACAUGCAGGGUUUACAAGAAAUGGUAAUGUCUCAAAGAUGACUAAAUUGAUAAACUGCACAAUUGUUUUCCUGGCCUGGCUAGACUGCUGGUAAGUGCUUUGUGCAUGUAAUUUUGCUUUCCUCACUUGUAUCUAAUAUUUCAAUAUUGCCUUCCUAAACCACAUUUGUUAAGGCAAUUAUUUUUGCAGGAUCUUGCCAAAUUAUGUAUUACCUCGGAAUAGGCAGGACAUGUUUGGAUUCAUCUAGCACUGGAAUGUAGAAAAUCUGCUCAAGUUGAACGGAGACCAACAGAACAGUCUAUUUUGUAAUUUUUUUAUCAAAGUUUAAGCUGUGAAUUAAGCCAAAUUUUUGGUCAUAUGACAGUUCUCUGUUGUUAUAUAGGGUCAAAUGAUAGUGUGGUCAACACAGUGUAAUGAAGUUAAGACUGACAAAAGCAGCUUCUGAUGCCUCUAAGUGCUGUUAAAAACAGAAUUUGGUAAAUAUAAUUCGUAUUCAAAUUUAUUUUAGACCCCUCUGGAUUACAGUGAUGAUUGAAAUAUUUUGAAACUUAAAAAUACUUUUUGCUAUCACUUUCCAGUGUCCUAAAUAAAAUAGCCACUGAAAUGAGUUUAUAAGCUCUAAGGAGAAUUGAGCUUUUCUUCUUUCACGGUAGGUUUAAUGAAUAGGUAGGACUGUCCCCUGCAGCCCAUUGCAGUGGGAGUGAGCAAUUUUUAAAGGGAUUGUUUUGGUUAGGUCAGAGCUUUGCCUGUGGAAACCUAGAGCUCACUUCUGGCACUAUCUUCGUAGUAGUGUUGCGUUUUCUUUUUUUUUUUUUUUUUUUAGGCAAAUUAGUGGUGGCAAAUUUCAAAGAUAAGAAAGUCAGAUUCAGUCACCAAAUUAUCACAACAUCAUCCUAGUCUUAACUUUCCUUUUUAUUUGUUGAAACAUAAAAUUACUUAAGCAGUAGUUGUACACCACCACAGAUAGCAAACAAAUAGGUAACUGGAGUUGAGCUGUCUUUGUCUAUUGUUUGUUAGAUUAUAUGUUGUCCAGUACACUGUACAAUUUUAUUCCUAAAGUAUUGUUAAGCUUUAUUUUAGACUGUUUCAAAAUCUUCUCAUGGCAAUGGGCUUCACUAGAGUGCAUGCAACUUCCUAGGGCUGUUCUAAUCCAUUGGAGAAUUGGUAGGGAUUGAAUUACAAUGAGCUGUCUGAUCUCUUAUGUCAGGUGAGGUUAAAUGUUGGGCAAUAAUAGUGAGAUUGAUUUCCACCUCCUUUAGUCAGAGCUGUGGCAUGCAUCAAGGAUAAAACAGCACUCUCCUUUUGUAGAACUAGGUUCUUCAAGAAUUUGAAAUAGAAGUGGGGGGAGGCGAGCGGGAAUGAGUACCAUGAUGGUGUGCUGCAGUACUGUGUUGUAAGGCCUUUUGCUGAUGCAAGACAAUGGGGUCAGAACUGAUGUUUCACUGUAUGUUGUUGGUGUGUGUGAGCAGCUGGGCUGGCAGAUCAAAACUCUCAGCCCAGCCUGACUGUCCAGGGCAGCCCUGGUUCAUUCUGUUCUGCUCAGCAGACACAGCACUUGCCCUGCGUGAGCUGCACUGCUCGGGAUUUUAGCUUUGAAGAACCUUGCUGUGGUGGGUGCAGUGGUAUGGUUUUGGAUAGGAAUUCCAGCUAGAUACAGAGUAUCAUAAAUUGUUUGGUCAGGGGGGUGUAUGGGUAUGUGUGGGGGGGGGUGUCUGUGUAUGACUGUGUCUGUGUGUCUCUGUGUGUAGUCCCCACGUCCCCACCACAGGGUGGGUGCUGAGGGGGUGCCAGACCACAGCAGGAGCACCCCUUGCUGUCCGAGGGUCCCACAGGGACAGUCCGUGCAAUCCUCUUGGAAUGGUCAGUGGAGCUAACACUGAGCACCUGGCCAGGGGCCCUGCAGGGAGGGAGGGAUGAUGUGGCAUUCAGCUCAACAGUGCAUGAAGAAAGGAGGAUGGUUCUACCCAGCCAAUAAUCCAAAGUGUGUGAUAAAGUUUCUCAAUUAAGAUUAUGCGGGAAAGGGGGGAAGAAGGUUCAGCUUACACUCAGUCUUACUCUUUCAGGUUGCUAAAGGGCAUGAAUUAUGGUUUCUAGAAAUGGUUUUGUUUGCUGUUGGCAGCAGCUUCUCCAUGCUGUUGUAUUUUAUUUUCCUAUCAGUGGUUUGGUUCUUACAUAUUUAGGUUGAGGACUGGAGUUGAAGGAGAGCCUGCCUGCAUUUUUCAGUAGGAUUAGAAAGAGUUCUAAUGAAGAAAUGUGAUGAGACUGUACCGCCUAC
Chiroxiphia lanceolata (lance-tailed manakin) is the source of this 5489-nucleotide messenger RNA. RefSeq names its product mitogen-activated protein kinase 8 (gene MAPK8). Gene Ontology annotation, cellular component: nucleus; cytoplasm. Lineage: Eukaryota; Metazoa; Chordata; Aves; Passeriformes; Pipridae. The transcript has 12 exons. Gene Ontology annotation, molecular function: JUN kinase activity; ATP binding. The record is from RefSeq and is a predicted model, not a curated record. Gene Ontology annotation, biological process: JNK cascade; protein phosphorylation. Bases 145 to 1299 code for a protein of 384 amino acids.